Messenger RNA from Gopherus evgoodei (Goodes thornscrub tortoise), 1584 nucleotides. It is a transcript of the gene PRSS57, whose product is annotated as serine protease 57. The record is from RefSeq and is a predicted model, not a curated record. Lineage: Eukaryota; Metazoa; Chordata; Testudines; Testudinidae. Bases 213 to 968 code for a protein of 251 amino acids. The transcript has 5 exons. Gene Ontology annotation, biological process: proteolysis. Gene Ontology annotation, molecular function: serine-type endopeptidase activity.
GCAGGGGCCGGGAGAAGGGAUUGCACAAGCCUGCAAACUGAAGAGGAACCAAGUCGAGCAGGGCAGGCGAAGAGCCGAGCGGCAACCUGGCUAUGUGGGAUAGUGGCAUCACAAGACCCUCCCAUGCCCUCCAGCCUUACUUAACCCUCUCCCCCAGAGCCUCAGUCAUCAGCACUCACCAUCCUCCCCCAGCGUGAAGGAGCAGAGACAGCAUGGGGAACACCAGCCUGCUGCUCCUUGUGCUCAUCCCGGCAGGUGCCCUGGGGAGCUGGAUUAUCGGGGGGAAGGAGGUCAAGCCCCAUUCCCGGCCCUACAUUGCUUCCAUCCAGCUGGAUGGUCGGCACGUCUGUGGGGGAUUCCUGGUCUGGCGCAAGUGGGUGAUGACGGCAGCUCACUGUGUGAUUCCCAGACAUUCCCCCGCUGUGCGCAUCGUGCUGGGGGCUCACUCCCUGAAACACCAGGAGGCCUCUCAGCAGAUCUUCAGCAUCCGGGAAUCCAUCAUGCACCCGCACUUCAACGCCCGGACAGUCCACAAUGACAUCCGCAUGCUGGAACUGAACACGUCGGCCAUCUUUAACCAGUUUGUGAAGCGGAUCAGGCUCCCCAAACCCAACACCGACCUCCCUCCUGGGGUCGUCUGCAGAGUGCUGGGCUGGGGCGACACCUCCAAUUUUGGCACCAUCCCCACCGAGCUCAGGGAGACCCAGACGACCAUUGUGGACAGGAAGAUCUGCAAGGCGCUGUGGGUGGGUCACGUCAACAAGGACAUGCUGUGCGCCGCCAGCCUUAACAGCACCCUCCAGGGAGUCUGCUCGGGGGAUUCCGGGGGCCCCCUCAUCUGUGGGGGCAGGGUACACGGCAUAGUCUCCUUCUCCGGGCAGAGGUGCGGGAAUCGCAGGUACCCAGACAUCUACACUCGCAUUUCCAAGUACAUCUCCUGGGUCCACGACGUUCUGAAGCGCUUUUAAUCCUGGAGCCCAGAGCUCUGGGGGCUCCUUGUGUGACAGGGAUUCUGAAGAAGGGGAUGUUGGGACUAUGAAAAAGAGGGAAGGAUUGUUCUCUAUUGGGCAGUUAAUGUGACUUUUAUUAUAAAGUCUGUAGGGUCUGGUGUUUAGGAUGGGGGUGGGAGGGGAUGUGCAUCAGGACUCAUGAGUUCUAUUCCCAGCUCUGUGGGGGGCAUGUGGUGUAGUGGCACCUAAAAGUUGGGGCUUCUGUGUUUUAUUCCCACUUGGCCACUGAGUGAACUUUGGCUGAGUCCCUGCCUCACGCUGUGCCUCAGUUUCCCCAUAUGUAACAUGGGUAGAAAGGUACCUGCCUCACAGGGCUGUUGGGGGAGACUUCAUGGGUUAGUAUCUGUGAAGUGCUUGGAGAUGCUCAGGGGAAAGGGGCAGAGAGGUCAUGCCCAUCAUCUUGCCUGAGGUAUUUCAGGACAAGCCUAGCUCUGCAGUAGCAUUGUACCCCUCUGGGCCCAUGUUUCCGUGUCCUACGCAGCCUCACAAAAUGGGUGUACAGAAGGACACGUGGCCUUUCCCAGGCGCCUGGAGGAUCAUCACCCCAGCCUUAUAUGGUGCUUGAUGUAAUACA